AGUACAUGCUUUGGUAACGAAGAUGGGUUCUGACCAGAACGUGUUUGUGGUUGGGGCUUUGAUCGAUAUGUACUCAAAAUGUGGAGACGUUGAUGAAGCUUAUCGUGUUUUUGAUCGUGCACCAUGCAAAAACAACAUAUUAUGGACUUCAAUGAUUACAGCGUUUGCACAGAGUGGUAGAGGCUUGGAUGCUUUAGAACUCUUUGAUCAUUUGGUGAUGGAAAGAAGAUUUAUCCCGGAUCAUGUUUGUUUUACUGUAGUGUUGACUGCUUGCAACCAUGCUGGACUUCUUGACAAGGGUAUUGACUAUUUCGAUAGGAUGAGAUCAGAAUAUAAUUUGGCUCCUGAAGUGGAUCAAUAUGCUUGCUUGAUUGAUCUAUAUGCAAGGAAAGGCGAGCUUAAAAGGGCAAAACAGGUAAUGGAGGAUAUGCCAUUUGAUGCAAAUGCAGUGAUAUGGAGUUCUUUCUUGAGUUCUUGUAAAAAGUAUGGAAAUGUAGAGCUUGGGAGAGAGGCAGCUUAUAAGCUAUUUAAACUGGAACCAAAUAGUUCCGUGCCUUAUCGGGUUUUAGCUGAUAUAUAUGCCGGGGCUGGUUUAUGGAAUGACGUGCAAAACAUAACGAAACUGAUGAAUGACAACGGAGUAAGAAAAACAGUACCAGGGUGGAGUUGGGUUGAAGUAGAUAAUCAAGUCCUUGGAUUCUCUGUGGGUGAUGCUUCUCACCCUCGGUCAGAAGAAAUUCAUUUAGAAUUGAGAAAGCUUAGUUUGGAGAUGCUGAAUAAACGUACUCUAGAGUAUAUCACUUAGAACUUCAUUUUCUCUAAUUUGAAAAAUUAUAGGUAAGGUAUGUUUCUCUCUUCUUUUUUUAGAUAUCUAUUUUUUUUACUGGUAGACACAAAUAGAUCAAUGUAUAUGUAGGUAUAUAUGCAUAUCAC
Molecule: messenger RNA, 933 nt
Organism: Erigeron canadensis
Lineage: Eukaryota; Viridiplantae; Streptophyta; Magnoliopsida; Asterales; Asteraceae
Product: pentatricopeptide repeat-containing protein At2g13600-like
Exons: 1
Coding region: 23-805 (260 amino acids)
Biological process (GO): RNA modification
Molecular function (GO): RNA binding; protein binding
Source: RefSeq, a predicted model, not a curated record